AUGCUUCCUGAGGAUAAUAAUAUAAUAUUAUCGGAACAGGACUCUUUAAAAAGAAAUGACAUUCCACAAGAUGAUGAUUUCGACAAAAAUAAAGCCCUCUAUUCUAAUGACGAGGACUUUCAAGAAGAGGACUCUGACUACACUUACAAUCCAACUCUGGAGAUGGUCAAGUCUGUACUACCAUCUAUAAACAGACAGUUAUCUCAAAAGUUGCCAAAAGAUAUUAAAGCAACUGACAAAAUACUUUCAAAAAUAUCUUACUGCGUAUCAGCUACCCUUAGACCGUUGGACUAUUCUCUUAAGACUCUAUACGAUACUAAGCCCGCAGAAAAUAAAAAAGAAGCCCUUGAAGUCUGGACAAUAUUGGAACAAUCUAUGCUGACAGCUAGGUCUUUGCUGUUGGACUCUCUCUCUCAUACCACAAUGAAAUCUCUAAAUUCUUUAAUGAUGCUGCAUGGCAAAAGAAAAGGUCAGAAUCGUUUGAUAAAAGAAACAACUACAAAACAAACAAAAACUUCAAUUCAAACAAAUAUAGAGGCAGAGGUAGAGGAUUCCAUAGGGAAUUUGGAACCUCAAACUAUAGGCAGAAUUUUUGGCUCAAUCUCCCACAAGGGGGUCAGUCUUAGCACCGAGUACAAAUGUAAGGUUGGGUAG
Messenger RNA from Dentiscutata erythropus, 654 nucleotides. NCBI's taxonomy places the organism in Eukaryota, Fungi, Glomeromycota, Glomeromycetes, Diversisporales, Gigasporaceae. The record is from the annotation of a GenBank genome assembly.